Molecule: messenger RNA, 222 nt
Organism: Fusarium verticillioides 7600
Lineage: Eukaryota; Fungi; Ascomycota; Sordariomycetes; Hypocreales; Nectriaceae
Exons: 2
Coding region: 1-222 (73 amino acids)
Source: RefSeq, a predicted model, not a curated record
AUGCUAGCAGGGCCAGAAGAUGCUGCCUGCUCCGGCUUGGCACACCAGGGCAGCUGCAUAUAUCCAAAUGCCACGAUUUCUACCAUUCCAAAGGCCAUAGCCACCACGAAUCAAGAUCACAUUAACGUCGCGCAAGAGUUCAGCUCUACGCUACACGAGCUACGAAAUGGAAGGGCGAAAUUGACACAAUCGCAGGAUAAAGCUAUGGCCGUCAUGGUAUAG